Setaria italica (foxtail millet) is the source of this 1753-nucleotide messenger RNA. RefSeq names its product caffeoylshikimate esterase. NCBI's taxonomy places the organism in Eukaryota, Viridiplantae, Streptophyta, Magnoliopsida, Poales, Poaceae. The record is from RefSeq and is a predicted model, not a curated record. The coding region runs from base 742 to 1578 and encodes 278 amino acids. Gene Ontology annotation, molecular function: lipase activity. The transcript has 8 exons. Gene Ontology annotation, cellular component: membrane.
UUAUUUUUUUAGCAUACGAGGGAUGGGUGUUCUAAUGUUACAAUUCAAAUAGAAAAAUACAUUAAUCAGUUGUGUUCCUGUUCAGCAGAAAAUGGAUUCCAUGAAUUGAAAAUGUGCACAUAAGAGAGGUGUACAAAUACAUUCUAUGAUUGAAUUUGCUUGACAAAAUUACAAUGCUUGAUCUGUUGCAAUAAUGUAACUCGAAUCAUGAAGAAUGAUCAUCUUGCCCCUAGCUAAGGGUGAAGAAAUGAAUAAUAGAUAUAACUUAUGAUAUGUCAUCAGAGAGGAUGACAUGGUUGUAUGAUUUAAAUCCAGCAUAAGAUUUGGCCAAAAGAGGCCUUGAUAAGAUAAAAGAAACACAAGAACAUAUUCUUUAAUUGUGUUUUCUGGAAUUGUAUAAAAUCAAAUCCCACAUUACAAGGAAUUGUCUGACUCCAACCUUUCAAUAUAAAGCAAUUCUGAAAAAAGAAGAUCCUUAUCUUAUCUUCAGAAAAAAAGAGAGGAUGGUGGGUGGAAAAGAAGAGGAAGCACUUAUUCUCGAGCUAGUGCUCUGUCUGCAAGUCAGCUAGUAUGCCGAGAAGCAUUAGAAGGGUCAGCUUGCCAAUAAAAAGGACCAUCCCUCCUUUGUAAGCGUCAAGAAGUCAAGGCGACGAAAGAAACGAGUAAUUAAGUUUAAGACUAUUGUUCCUCCAUCUGGAUCAACUCCUCGGAGGUAAGGGAUAUAUUUUGAAUUCACGAGGAAUGAAUUUGUUUACAUGUCAAUGGAGACCUUCAAACUAUGAACCGAAAGCCCUCAUAUUUCUAUGCCAUGGAUAUGCUAUGGAAUGCAGCAUUUCAAUGAGAGGCACAGGUACUAGGUUGGCGCAUGCUGGAUUUGCUGUGCAUGGAAUGGAUUAUGAAGGCCAUGGAAAGUCCUCUGGACUUCAGGGCUAUAUUACAAGUUUCAAUGACAUUGUAGUUGAUUGCUUGAAGUACUUUGCAAGUGUUUGUGAGAAAGUAGAGUACAAGAACCAAAGGAGAUUCUUGCUUGGAGAAUCCAUGGGGGGAGCUGUUGUGCUUAUGCUUCAUAGGAAGGAACCUACUUAUUGGGAUGGGGCCAUUUUAGUUGCUCCAAUGUGCAAGAUUGUAGAAGAUAUGAAGCCUCACCCCAUUGUGAUUUCUAUUCUAAGCAAGCUCAGCAAUGUGAUCCCUACAUGGAGAAUCAUCCCCAAUGAAGAUAUCAUUGAUAGGGCAAUUAAAAGCGAGGAAUGGCGUGAAGAGGUAAGAAAUAAUCAUUAUUGCUACAAGGGAAAGCCUAGGCUAAAGACUGGUUAUGAACUUUUCAUGGCAAGCUUGGAUAUCGAAAACAAUCUUGACAAGGUUACUCUACCGUUCAUCAUAGUCCACGGUGGUGGUGAUGCUGUGACUGACCCAUCUGUAAGUGAGGCACUAUAUACAUUAGCGGAGAGCAAGGAUAAGACACUAAAGUUGUACCCAGGGAUGUGCCAUGCUUUGACUUCUGGUGAACCUAAGGAGAACAUUGAUAGUGUGUUUUCAGACAUCAUCAAAUGGCUGAAUGAGAGGGUAUCAACUUCGUAACAUAAGCGUGGUCGAUGCUUACAGUUAACAUUAGAUCAGAUAGUGACUUUAGUGAAAACAAACAAACAUUGUUUGUUUCCUAUACCGUCUUGUAUAUAAUUAAUGUCUUAUAUACAACAGCUGUAACGAAAAUGUUGGAUAUCAAAUUGUUGAUGUGAGUGCUAGUUUGUAGUUA